Molecule: messenger RNA, 1495 nt
Organism: Alnus glutinosa
Lineage: Eukaryota; Viridiplantae; Streptophyta; Magnoliopsida; Fagales; Betulaceae
Product: GDSL esterase/lipase 1-like
Exons: 5
Coding region: 95-1192 (365 amino acids)
Molecular function (GO): hydrolase activity, acting on ester bonds
Source: RefSeq, a predicted model, not a curated record
UUUACAUUUGAUUUUUCCUCACCAGGAAGCACAAAGCAGCCUAUAAAUGACACUUGCAACUAAUUAAUGACAAAUUAGCAGAGGAUUUAACAUAAUGGCCGGUUUAAGGUUCCGUUUCUGUAUCUUGGUUUUUUGUGCAAGCCUUAUUAUCCCAACCCAAUGCCUUGGGGACAUCUGCCUGCCGGAGGAACAUGUUGCCUUGUUCAUUUUCGGAGAUUCAUUAUUUGAUGUCGGAAACAACAACUAUAUCAACACGACCACUGAUUUCCAGGCAAAUGUUUGGCCUUAUGGUGAAAACUUCUUUAAGUACCCCACUGGGAGACCUUCUGAUGGCCGUGUCAUUCCAGAUUUCAUAGCUGAGUAUGCAAAGUUGCCAUUGAUUCCACCCUAUCUACAUCCUGGUUAUGCUCGAUAUACUGAUGGGGCUAACUUUGCAUCAGCAGGAGCUGGUGCUCUCGUCGAAACUCGUCGAGGAUUUGUGAUAGACCUACACACUCAACUCAGUUAUUUCAAGAAGGUGGACACGCUGUUGAAGCGAAAAAUAGGUGAAGCACAAGCCAAGAAAUUGUUGUCCAAAGCUAUUUACUUAUUUAGCAUUGGAAGCAACGAUUAUUUAGCCCCUUUCACUACAAACUCCAGCGUGCUUCAAUCCUACUCUCAUGAAGAAUAUGCAGAUAUGGUGAUUGGCAACUUGACAACUGUGAUCAAAGAAAUACAUAGGAAAGGAGGAAGGAAAUUUGGGUUUCUAAGCUUGGCACCGCUGGGUUAUCUUCCAUAUACGAAAGCACUCACACCAGAAAAUAGUGAGGAAAUUAUAGCACUGGUUAAAUGGCACAAUAAAGCAGUUUCUCAUGCCCUGCAAAUCCUCACGAGCCAGCUGAAAGGAUUCAAAUAUUCAUAUAUCGAUUUCUACAGUUUUAUUACAGAAAGAAUGAAUGACCCUUUAAAAUAUGGUUUCAAGGAAGGGAAGAUGGCAUGUUGUGGAACUGGUCCAUACAGAGGAAUUCCAAGUUGUGGAGGGAAGAAAUCAGUGAAAGAGUAUGAAUUAUGUGGGAACACCAGUGAAUAUCUGUUUUUUGACUCUGCUCAUCCCACUGAAAGGGCCAACCAGCAACUGGCCAAGCUUUUCUGGAAUGGGAAUCUUAAUGUCACGUGGCCUUACAAUCUAAAAGCACUGAUUGAACAAAAGUGAAGGGAGAUUAAUUAAUUACCUCACAAGCUGAGUAUUUUGGAAGAUGCAUUAAAGUAAUAAGGAUUGGCCGGUUGUUCUAAUUCUAUUUCAGUUUCUCAUGAUAUCUACACUCUGGUGAAAUGCUUCAAGGUUUCCAAUUUUUGUCGAUCCACUGCUCUCAUAUUCUCUUCAAAUUCUUUAAAUUUUCUUUUCCCUCAUUCCAAAUCAAUUUACCUACGGUUAUUGGCUUCGAAUAUGUUGCAUGGAAAACAGUGUAUCAUUUCUUUUUCAAAUAAGGGAAACCAGCAGGCUAGGGAAAGAAAA